CACGCGUGGGAGCAGCGGUCGGUCACCAUGGCGACGACGUUGGCGGCCAUGGCCCUGCGGGGCGCGGUUGGCCCGAGGCUGCGGAGCCCCCGAGACGCACGCAGGCUGAGCGGCAGCGCGCGGCGGGGAGCGGCGGGGGCCACGAGCCCUGGGCGAAGGCUUAGCACGGCGAGGGCGUGCACGCGGACCCCGCGGGAGGAGCCCGAGGCCCCGGAGGAGCGCGCGCCGCUGCGCCCUACUCGCCCGCCGCUGCGCCCUACUCGCCCGCCGCUGCAGUCGCCCGAGGACCCCGCGGCGCCCCCCGCCGGCCGCUCGCUGGUGCAGCGCGACAUCCAGGCCUUCCUGAGCCAGUGUGGGGCCAGCCCAGGGGAGGCGCGCCAGUGGCUCUCGCGCUUCCAGAGGAGCCACCCCGCAGGCGACCGGCCCUUCGCAGUCAUCGAGGUGGAGGGCGCGGUGCUCGGCUGCGCGCGCGCCGUGUCCAGCCUGGCCUUCGCGCUGGCCUUCCUGCAGCGCAUGGACAUGCGGCCGCUCGUGGUACUGGGGCUGCCGGCGCCCACGGCGCCCUCGGGCUGCCUGUCCUUCUGGGACGCCAAGGCGCAGCUGGCGCGCAGCUGCAAGGCGCUGGCGGACGCGCUGCGGGACAACGCGGCUGCUGCAGUGCCCUUCUUCGGCGGCGGCUCGGUGCUGAGUGCGGCCGAGCCAGCCCCGCAUGCCAGCUACGGCGGCCUCGUGGCGGUGGAGACCGACCUGCUGCGGUGGUGCCUGGAGGCGGGCAGCAUCCCGAUCCUGUGCCCCGUGGGCGAGACGGCCGCGCGCCGCGCCGUGCUGCUCGACUCGCUGGAGGUGGCGGCUGCGCUGGCCAAGGCUCUGCAGCCCACGAAGACCAUCUUCCUGAACGCGCAGGGCGGGCUGCGCGACGCAAGCCAGCAGGUGCUGAGCAACGUGAACCUGCCGGCCGACCUGGACCUGGUGAGCAGCGCCGAGUGGGCCAGCCCGCGCGAGCGGCGCCAGGUGCGGCUCAUCGUGGACGUGCUCAGCCGCCUGCCACACCACUGCUCCGCGGUGGUCACCGCUGCGACCACGCUGCUCACGGAGCUCUUCAGCAACAAGGGCUCCGGGACCCUGUUCCAGAACGCCGAGCGGAUGCUGCGCGUGCGCAGCCUGGACAGCCUAGACCAGGCCCGGCUGGUGACCCUGGUCAACGCCAGCUUCGGCAAGAGGCUCCGCGACGACUACUUGGAGUCGCUGCGCCGGCGGCUGCACUCGGUCUACGUCUCGGAGGGGUACAACACCGCCGCCAUCCUGACGGUGGAGCCGGUGCUGGGCGGCACGCCCUACCUGGACAAGUUCGUGGUGAGCGCCAGCCGCCAGGGCCAGGGCUCCGGCGAGAUGCUGUGGGAGUGCCUGCGGCGGGACCUGCAGACGCUGUUCUGGCGCUCGCGGGUCACCAACCCCAUCAACCCCUGGUACUUCAAGCACAGCGACGGCAGCUUCUCCAACAAGCAAUGGAUUUUCUUCUGGUUCGGCCUGGCCGACAUCCGGGAGUCCUACGAACUGGUCAACCACGCCAAGGGGCUGCCGGACUCCUUCUGCAAGCCAGCCUCGGACCCGGGCAGCUGACCUCGCCGGCCCAUGGGCCUCUGACCGAGGCCAGGCUGGACCAGAAACCACAGUGCCCUGUGGAGCUUGCUGGCUGAGCCCCACCAAGAGAGCCGGAAGUGGGACAAGCCCAGGAGUGCCCGACCAAGGCCCGGCCUGCACCCCGGCCUGGCCAGCAUCAGAGGCCUGAGCUGGACGUGGCCAGUUUGCCCAGAGCACCUCCUCCCUGCUGCCCACCCCCCACUUUCAAUCCCGGGGUCUUGCAGUCUCACAGGACGCUUUGAUUAAAGCACAAUCCCUGCCUGACA
This is a messenger RNA of Heterocephalus glaber (naked mole-rat), 1907 nucleotides long. It is a transcript of the gene Nags, whose product is annotated as N-acetylglutamate synthase. Gene Ontology annotation, cellular component: mitochondrial matrix. Gene Ontology annotation, molecular function: L-glutamate N-acetyltransferase activity, acting on acetyl-CoA as donor. Gene Ontology annotation, biological process: L-arginine biosynthetic process; glutamate metabolic process. Lineage: Eukaryota; Metazoa; Chordata; Mammalia; Rodentia; Bathyergidae. The record is from RefSeq and is a predicted model, not a curated record.